Molecule: messenger RNA, 576 nt
Organism: [Torrubiella] hemipterigena
Lineage: Eukaryota; Fungi; Ascomycota; Sordariomycetes; Hypocreales; Clavicipitaceae
Source: the annotation of a GenBank genome assembly
AUGGAACAAUCCAACGGCGAGGGGCAGCACGACCUCAGGCAUAAGAGAAAGGCUGAUUCACAAGACAAUGAGCGGCUGUCUAAGCGGCUAAGUCUUCUAAACAUUGAGCACGAUGGCACCAAGCUAUACGUUCCAGUAGAGAAGCCUCGACAACUUAAAACGCCGAGCUCGAAGUUGAGAGAGAUCGCCGAAGACGAUGACUCAAUGCACCUAGACGAUACCAAGCACAAGGUGUACAUUUACAACAUUGACGAUGAAUUGUCAUCCGAGGACGAGGACGACAGCAAGCUCAUCUUCAUCCCCGACAUUGAGAAGCGCCUGAAAGAAACACGCAUACCUCCAUCCAUCUUGGCCAACAAAGAUGGAGAGCUCGCAGGCAUGCAGGUUGUGCUUUAUAGUGACCCCAAGUCUCUGACUGUCCCUGAGGAAAAGGACGGUGUACGCAAGGCCAUCCUUGACGCAAGACGACGACUACGUGCCAAGCAAGGCGGCGCAGAUGACAACGGCGCCGCAGAAAAAGUCCCUGAGACUAGCAGCGAAUCUAGAAACAUCGGUGACUCCAUGGAGAUGGACUAA